AUGGAGAACUUCUCACUCCUCAGCAUCUCUAGACCUCGCAUCUCUUCCUCUGCCCUGAGUGCUUUUCCUGAUAUCAUGUCCUCGCUUGCCACCAGCUUGCCAGACUUGGGGGACACCCAGAAUGGGGAGCAGCUGAGGCGGAACUGCACCAUCUACCGGCCCUGGUUUUCCCCUUACAGCUACUUUGUAUGUACAGACAAAGAGAGCUCCCUGGAAGCCUAUGGGUUCCCAGAGGUGGACCGGGAAGAGGGAAGAGGGGACAACUGCCUUAUUGAGGAUGUAGCUGAGAGUGUCUGCUCGUCCUCCUCCUCCCACGAGAACACAUACCCCAGGGAGGCCAACAGUAAAUCCAAGCAUAGCUUGGAUUCUAUUACAUCCCAGGACAUCCUAGUGGCUUCCAAGUGGCACCCAGCCCAUCAGAAUGGCUACAAGUGUGCAGCCUGUUGCCGCAUGUACCCCACUCUACACUCCCUCAAGAGCCACAUCAAGGGGGGCUUCAAGGAAGGUUUCAGCUGCAAGGUGUACUACCGAAAGCUCAAAACGCUCUGGGGCAAGGAGCAGAAGGCCCGGCCAGGAGAGAGGAUCUCCUUGGGCAGCUGCCAGGCCUUCAAGUAG
Acomys russatus (golden spiny mouse) is the source of this 615-nucleotide messenger RNA. It is a transcript of the gene Spata46, whose product is annotated as spermatogenesis associated 46. Lineage: Eukaryota; Metazoa; Chordata; Mammalia; Rodentia; Muridae. Gene Ontology annotation, biological process: fertilization. Gene Ontology annotation, cellular component: nuclear membrane. The coding region runs from base 1 to 615 and encodes 204 amino acids. The transcript has 2 exons. The record is from RefSeq and is a predicted model, not a curated record.